This is a messenger RNA of Leguminivora glycinivorella, 2670 nucleotides long. RefSeq lists its product as uncharacterized. The transcript is spliced from 14 exons. The coding region runs from base 97 to 2070 and encodes 657 amino acids. NCBI's taxonomy places the organism in Eukaryota, Metazoa, Arthropoda, Insecta, Lepidoptera, Tortricidae. The record is from RefSeq and is a predicted model, not a curated record.
AAAAUAAAGUUAUCGUCGAACUUGUGACCCUACAUCGGGACUGAGGCCACCUUUAUCUGUCAGUUUGUUCUACGACGUUCCAAUAGUGUCACGGAUAUGAAAAUACUGUUAUUAUUAUUUGUUUUACACACGGCCUUCAGCGAUGAUUUCGGGAAAUCUUACAUGAAACAUGCACGAUUGUGUCGAGAAUGGACGUGCAUCAACAACAAACUUGGCCUAAACGAUUCCCUGCCGCCGCGAGACCAAUACCGCCAAGUUCUGAAAGGAAUAUUACCCGAAGCAUGGCACGGCGCGGUCGAGCCCACCCUAGAAGGUUGCUAUGUUAACCGCACUCGUCGGUACACAAACACCUGCCCAGGGCAAGCUCUCUUACAAUGCACUGUGGAAAAGUUGGUUGAGAACUGUCCAAAUGCCUAUUGGAGAAAAAAUGACGGCUGCUCAAACGUUUCAUCACUUGCCGGCUUCAAGUACAUGUUUUCGCAAGGCUUGUAUGAGAACUUAGAAGCGAAUUUAUCAUAUGAGCAACGCCCGCCAUGGUUUAUGAAAUAUGUAAGUAAGCCCAAAAAGUACUUCAACUCCAAAUGCUGCGAUCUGCCAGAACUAUUCAACGAUACAACACUGACUGAAUGCGGGUUCACACACGUCAUGCAUUACCACAGACACAGUCCUGUCCGCGUGGUCACCCUAGCUCCGGAACCGAAUUCCGAAUCAGUGUCUUCAGAUACGGAAUCUACACAGUCAGGUGAUUCAAUUCGAGUAGUGAGUCUACCUCCUCUACCAGUUAGUGAUGAUUCUUCUGAUGAUCCACUCGAUUGUUGCGACAUGUCCGGUUUCAUCCGGCCAUCAUGGCGGUCAGAGUGCGACUUCCGGCUAAAGUGGGACCCUGAGGCGCGCUUGACCAUAGAUACGACAACUGUUACCACUACAGAAGUUCCGAUGACUACCACUACGGCUAAAGCAAGGCUCGAUGUCAAAGUUCUGCCGUUGUCUUGUGUCCAAGAAACAUGCGUAUUCCGAAAACUGAACAUCAUCACGGAUUCAGGCACCGUCGACAUUGACGCCUUCUCAAAGAUGCUCAACAACCUGACUUCGGAGCAUCCAUCAUGGUCUAAAGCUAAGGCUAGAGUGGUUACCAAGUGUCUGACUAGGCCCGUAUUGAAUUAUGACGCUGAGUGUGAGAUCAACAAAGUUCUGGCUUGCACGUUUGACGUUUUAUCUGAGAAUUGUCCUACCGUGAAGAAAAAUGACCCUUGCAAGCAUUCAAGCACUAUAACUAACGAUAUUGUCUGCCAGAUCAGCUCAUCCAAAGCCUUGUUUAACCGCCACCAAUUCUGCGACAUCCCUCGACUAAUCAAAUACGACACAGUUCUACAAGAGUGUGGCGUGAGCUCCAUCAGUCGUCUGGAGUAUUCCACGCAUGUGGUGCCUGUCGUGAAGAAACAUGAACCUGUGGCUGGGUGCAAGAAACUGACAGAGUCAACAACCUGCCUGCUCUCCAAAAUGGGUUCCCUAAACAAAUACAAAUUCAUGGACUACUUCAAGAUGAAGGCCAACAUAAACGACUUCACACGCACCCACACUGAAUGGCUGGCUUUACACGACGCGUAUAUCAGCGUGUUCACCAGUAUGCCCAUGUAUAGGAACCAUUGCAGCUCGCCUAAGAAGUUGCUGAAUUUGAUUGAUGCUAUGUUGAUGACAUGCCCGUUAUCGGCCCGCAAAUCAUCACCGAAAUGCUACAAAAUGCUAAACGAGAUCUCCCACUCGUCGAUUGUAAACCAGAACACAACGAAGGAACAAUCUGAACAAAUGCUCAACCAAUUCCACUACAUCUUCUUCCCCCCAAAUACCCAACAAACUGUUGUUAGGAAAACCAAAGUUACUAAAAAGUACGAUUUUGGCAUUUUAGAUAAUGGCAAUGUGCCACCAGUUAGGGUUAUAGAUGUGAAUCCUACGGCUCGGCCGAUAAAGGUUUUGUUGCCAGUGUAUCAACAAAUGCACAGCAAUUUUGGACCUUUUAAUUUACAUGGACGCGGUGACUCGGUUUUAAGAGGAGGCCCUGGGUUGCCUUGAUGCGUAGUAUAAGUCAGAACGUUUAAAUGUUUUUUUUUCUGGUAACACAGGAGACAAUUUUUAUUAUAAGUAAUAAUUAACAAAUUCUGACAUUUUAUGAGUCCUGACCCUCUAGCACAACUUGUCUUGUCGUGCGCGAGUCCAUACUUGAAGUGGCGCAUGAUGUAUGGAUGGGGACACGUGCGCGACAAGGCAAAUUGUGCUAAACGGUCAGGUAGUCUAGUUCUAAAUAGUUUACAAUAGUGAUUGCAAGUUGAUAAAAAAGUUUAGUAACACAGGAGACAAACUUGUAUUGUUAAUAAAAUUUGACAUUUUAUUUUGACUAAGUAGUGAUUUCAUCUGAUCUAUCAAACGAAGGCAUUAUGUUUUUUUGUUUACGUAAUUACCUACGUAAUCUAAUAAGGUUUUAAAUGAAUAAAAAAACCAAUUUGAAGCAAUAUGAAAAAUUUAAUAAUAUAUGUAUACUCACAGUAUCUAUUGUACUUAUAUCUGUAUAUUUAGUUACAAAUAUAGGUAUGAUAAUGUUGAACCAAUAAUCAAUGUCAGUCUUUUCUAUAAAUGUCGAAUAUAGCCAGUAUGUAUAUUUAAUUUAGAACAUGC